Messenger RNA from Halichondria panicea, 1332 nucleotides. RefSeq lists its product as uncharacterized. NCBI's taxonomy places the organism in Eukaryota, Metazoa, Porifera, Demospongiae, Suberitida, Halichondriidae. Gene Ontology annotation, molecular function: protein binding. The record is from RefSeq and is a predicted model, not a curated record. The transcript has a single exon. The coding region runs from base 1 to 1332 and encodes 443 amino acids.
AUGGUGACACAAAAAAAUGAGCAGUUACAUAUGUCCAUCGAAAUUCAAACCCUUCAACAUGAGGCUGAAACCAGGGAGAGACAGCUAAGGCGAUCCAACCAAGAGUUGCAAUCCAGUGAGGAGAAUACUGCUGCCCUCCAACAAUCCAUCGAUCAACGAGACAGAGAAGUGACUCAACUGAGACAAACUUUGGCUAGUAAGAACGAGGAAAUUGAGGAUCUAUCGACUCGAAUGCAUCAAUUGGCGCUGCAAGACGGGAGACAACUAAGGAGACUCAACCAAGAGUUGCAAUCUAGUCAAGAGAACACUGCUGCCCUCCAACAAGCCAUCGAUCAACGAGACAGAGAAGUGACUGAACUGAGACCAACGCUGGCAAGCAAACAUGAAGAAAUUGAUGAUAUAUCGACUCGAACACACCAAUUUGCACUGCAAGACGGGAGACAAGCUCAAGCUACACCAAUUGCAAUAGUAAGGUGGGAAACACAACCUGAUGCACCUGUUGAUAUGGGAUAUGGAUCAUCAGCCGUAGUUGGAGACAAGGUAUACAUCACGUCGUGUGAAAGUGAAACUAGAUCUAUUUAUGAGUUCAGCAACAAUCAGUGGCACAAGUUACAACGUUGUCGAAAUAGUAAAUUCACUAUUGUCAGUGUUGACAAUAUACUCACAACCGUAGGGGGAAAGUCAGGUACACAAAGCUAUAGUAACAAACUCUACAGCUAUGUUACCAACAAAUGGGUGAAACAUUUCCCUCCCAUGCCAACCAGACGAAGGGGACCUGGAGCUGUGUACGCUAACAACACACUUGUAGUGGCUGGGGGGUUUUAUGACACGAAUUGGUUAACUGUUGUCGAGAUAAUGAACACUGCGAAUAGGCAAUGGUCUACUGUUAGUUCUCUUCCUGUGCCAAUCGAGCACCCAUCAUCAACGAUCUGUGGAGACUAUGUGUACAUACAACCACGAACUAGUGAUGAUAAAGAGAAGUAUUCAGUGUACAAAUGCUCAUUAAGACAACUAACUCAGUCCCAGCCAAGCUCAGCUAUAUGGGAGAAGAUUUCCCCUUUGCCAGUUAGCAACUCCUCUCUUGUUGCUAUCAAUGGCCACCUCCUGGCAGUGGGUGGAGUUGACUCCAAUCAAGAUAGAUCUAAGGACAUAUACAAAUACAAAACGAUACUAUGGACUGUCUACCAAUACAAAACGAUACUAUGGACUGUCAUUAGUCAAAUGUCAACACCUCGAUAUGCAUGCCUCACUGCUGUCCUCCCUGGGAACAAACUAAUGGUGGCGGGAGGAUAUGAUACACAGAGAAAAUGUGAAAUAGCUACUUUUGUAUAG